This is a messenger RNA of Coregonus sp. 'balchen', 15993 nucleotides long. The record is from the annotation of a GenBank genome assembly. NCBI's taxonomy places the organism in Eukaryota, Metazoa, Chordata, Actinopteri, Salmoniformes, Salmonidae.
UUCCUGGCAAAGAGGGGGGUGAGAGAGGACAUAGCCACGUUUGAGGCAAGGAACAUCAGUCAUGAGAUCCGUCAGAGUGUGGAGGAGCUGCUGACCAAAAACAAAGCCUCCUUCGACCCCAAGGUGAACUUGUUAGUCUAGCCAGUUAGCCUAGCCAGUUAGCCUAGUGCUACAGCUCAAGGUGAAAGUUGUACCUGAUCACAGAUCUAGGAUCAGAUUAUCCUACACUUAACCAUUAGGGGGACGACUUGUCUGAACCCUGUUUCAGUGGUUAGGGCCAACUUCUACCUUCUCCCUUAGGGGAGAACAACUGCCACUGAUGUAUUCGCUGCUCUGGCACCCCAAUGGUGGAACAAGCUCCCCCACGAUGCCAGGACAGCGGAGUCACUGACCACCUUCCGGAGACACUUGAAACCCUACCUCUUUAAGGAAUACCUGGAAUAGUAUAACAGUAAUCAUUCUACACCCCCCCCCAUAAAAAAAAGGGUGGUUGUCCCACUGGCUAUACUAAGUUGAAUGCACCAAUUUGUAAGUCGCUCUGGAUAAGAGCGUCUGCUAAAUGACUUAAAUGUAAAUGUAUAUGAUGUGAUGGACAACUACUGCAACUACUAUUAACCUAGCUCUAGAGCUACAGGCAGCCACCUAUGCACCUUUAUAGAAGCGGUUAGCUAAUAGCUGUCGAGCUGAAGAGAUCAUUUGAGCCUCCUAAAGUAAACCUCCUUGCUCUUACUCCAGGCUGUGUUGUUGUUGUUGUUGUUGUUGUCAGAAUGCUAGGCGUGCACGUGCUGCGGCUACUCCCUUGGCUAACUGUGUGAAGGCCAACAUUCAUUAUUCACAGGUCCUGGAGAGGACACAGCCACUGGAGAAAAAACAGGCUGGACUACUGGAGUGAGGCUAUACACACACGCUCACCCCUAAUCCUCAAGCAUAAUUUGAUGUGUGUUGCGUGUUUUUGUGUGUGUGUGUGUGUGUGUGUGUGUGUGUUUGUGUUUGUAUGUGUGUGUAGGAACUUGAGGAAGACAGAGAGUCGGAAGACUAAACUGGAGGAGCAGCUCAACUCUGUGGGGCAGAAAGAUAAGUCAGUAUAUGUUUUCCCUCCAUCCCCUGACAGCCUCUCUCUAUUCUACUGUCUCACUGAUUAACUCUGCUCUGUUGUCAAAUCAAAUCAAAUCAAAUGUUAUUUGUCACAUAUACGUGUUUAGCAGAUGUUAUUGCGGGUGUAGCGAGAUACUUGUGCUUCUAGCUGCGACAGUGCAGUAAUAUCUAACAAGUAAUAUCACAACAUAUACCCAAUACUCACAAAUCUAGUAAGGAAUGGAAUUUAAGAAUAUAUACAUAUAUGGACAAGCAAUGACAGAGCGGCAUGGACUAAGAUACAGUAGAAUAUUAUAGAAUAGAAUACAGUAUAUACAUAUGAGAUGAGUAGUGCAAUAUACAGUGGGGAGAACAAGUAUUUGAUACACUGCCGAUUUUGCAGGUUUUCCUACUUACAAAGCAUGUAGAGGUCUGUAAUUUUUAUCAUAGGUACACUUCAACUGUGAGAGACGGAAUCUAAAACAAAAAUCCAGAAAAUCACAUCGUAUGAUUUUUAAGUAAUUAAUUUGCAUUUUAUUGCAUGACAUAAGUAUUUGAUCACCUACCAACCAGUAAGAAUUCCGGCUUAGAAAUACAGGGCUUAAAAACAAAGGUGUCAUUGUACGCAGAUGAUUCAUGUUUUCUUUUAGAUCCACAACUAGAAUCCCUCCACAGCCUCAUAGAGGAUCUAGAUACAUUUUCUAACCUCUCUGGAUUAAAACCAAAUUAUGACAAAUGUACUAUAUUACGUAUUGGAUCACUAAAAAAUACAAUUUUUACAUUACCAUGUAGUUUACCAAUAAAAUGGUCUGAUGGUGAUGUGGAUAUACUCGGAAUACAUAUCCCAAAGGAAAUAAAUGAUCUCACUUCAAUAAAUUUUAAUAGAAAGUUAGCAAAAAUAGAUAAGAUCUUACUACCAUGGAAAGGAAAAUACCUGUCAAUUUGUGGAAAAAUCACCCUGAUUAACUCUUUAGUAUUAUCCCAGUUUACCUAUUUGCUUAUGGUCUUGCCUACGCCUAGUAAACAGUUUUUUAAAUUAUAUGAGAAUAAAAUAUUCAAUUUUAUUUGGAGUGGCAAGCCAGACAAAAUUAAAAGAGCAUAUUUAUAUAAUGAAUAUGAAUUCGGAGGACAGAAAUUAUUAAAUAUUAAAGCAUUAGACCUAUCACUAAAAGCUUCAGUCAUACAAAAGUUAUACUUAAAUCUGAACUGGUUCUCAAGCAAAUUAGUAAGAUUGUCUCACCCACUGUUCAAGAAAGGCCUUUUUUCCCUUUAUUCAGAUUACAACCUCUCACUUUCAGUUAUUUGAAAAGGAAAUAAUCUCCCAAAUGUCACUAUUUCUAAAACAAGCCAUAGAAAGUUGGUUGCAAUUUCAAUUUAAUCCUCCAGAAACGACAGAACAAAUAAUGCAACAAAUAUUGUGGUUACAUUCAAAUAUACUAAUUGACAAAAAACCUUUAUUUUUUGACAGAAUGUUUAAAAAAGGUAUAAUCUUCGUAAAUGAUAUCAUCGGUAGGACUGGUGGAGUUAUGUCGCACAUGCAGCUAACAAAAACAUAUGGAAAUGUCUGCUCUACCCAAAAUUACAACCAAAUAAUUGCAGCCUUACCGCAAAAGUGGAAGAGGAAAGUUGAAGGGGGAGAAAGUAAGGAACUUGUCUGUCGGCCUUGCAUUAAAGAACAUAAUUGGUUAAGGAAAACUGUGAUAAAUAAAAAAGUAUAUCAGUUUCACUUAAGGACCAAAGGAUUGACAGCCGUCCCAUAUAUAUUGCAAAAUAGUUGGGAAGAGAUCUUUGACGUACCGAUCCCAUGGCAUAGUGUUUAUGAACUGACACGCAAAACGACACCGGAUUCAAAAAUUAGAAUCUUUCAAUUUAAAUUAUUAUAUAAAAUUCUUGCUACCAAUAGAAUGUUAUUUAUAUGGGGGAUACAAUCUUCCGAGCUCUGCAGAUUUUGCUGUGAAGAGAUAGAAUCAUUAGAUCAUUUGUUUUGGUUCUGUCCAUUUGUAGCUUGUUUUUGGACACAGGUCCAGGAAUGGCUAAAGGAUUGCAAUAUUUACCUGGAACUAACCUUGCAGAUAGCAUUACUGGGUGAUCUGAAAAGUCAUAGUCAAUCAAUCAAUAAUAUAAUAAUACUUUUAGCAAAAAUGUUUAUUUUUAAUUCACAAUCUGUAGAAGCAAUGAGAAUAGAAAGGUUCAGAACUUUUGUAAAACAUCACAGUAUGGUUGAAAUAUAUAUGGCAAAUAGAAAUCCUAUAUGGAUGGUGUUAAGAGAUAGAUGGGAGGUAUUGAAUAGAGUUCAAGGAUGGGACUAAUAACAAAUAACAACAAAUAAUAACAAAGAUAGCUAAUAAUGUAAGCAUACUGUGUCCAUAAUAAGUAUAUAGGUUGUAUGUUGGGAGCUUUUGGGAAAGAGCACAGUUAGAAAGAUAUGGCAUUUAGAAGCAAACCGGAUGGACAUCAUGAAAAUGAUCGGAGAGGUUUAGAGUAGAAGAAGUUCAGGAGCAAAAAAUAAAUAUAUAUAUAUAUAUAUAUAUAUAUUAUAUAUAUAUAUAUAUAUAUAUAUAUAUAUAUAUAUAUAUAUAUAUAUAUAUGUAUAUAUGUAUAUAUGUAUAUAUAUAUAUAUAUAUAUAUAUAUAUAUAUAUAUAUAUGGAUAUAGAAUUAUUGUAAAAUUAACUCUGUCCAUAAGGUGUAGAUAGUAAUUAUAGACCGGAAGUAGAGGCCUGGGCGUUGUUGUUCACUAAUUUACUCCAAGUAGGGAAAGGAUGGUGGGGUUGAAAAGUAAUAAAGGGGAAUAUAUAUAUAUAAAAAAUAAUAAAAAACAUGGGGGAUUGGAAGUGAUGCAGACAAUUACAUUGAUAGAAGAUACAAUCUAUCUGCAAUAUUAAGCUGAUCCAUCCCCCAAAAAAAGAAGAAAAAAAAUAAUAAAAAAAAUAAUAGAAUUCCGGCUCUCACAGACCUGUUAGUUUUUCUUUAAGAAGCCCUCCUGUUCUCCACUCAUUACCUGUAUGAACUGCACCUGUUUGAACUCGUUACCUGUAUAAAAGACACCUGUGCACACACUCAAUCAAACAGACUCCAACCUCUCCACAAUGGCCAAGACCAGAGAGCUGUGUAAGGACAUCAGGGAUAAAAUUGUAGACCUGCACAAGGCUGGGAUGGGCUACAGGACAAUAGGCAAGCAGCUUGGUGAGAAGGCAGCAGCAGAGCAACUCAUACACCAACUGGAUGGAGAACACACACGCUGGAAUGCCCAGGUGUGUGUGUGUGUGUGUGUGUGUGUGUGUGUGUGUGUGUGUGUGUGUGUGUGUGUGUGGAUGGUGUGUUUGUAGAGGGGAGAUGUAUCCUGCUGACUCGGUCCCUCCUGGCUGUUUUUACUUCUCUCUCUCCAGCAUCUGUCUGCUCUUUAAUUAAAGCACUCAAUCUCCCACAGUCUCCCUCAGACACACACACACACACACACACAUGCGCAAGCGCCCUCCCGCAUUAGUCCUCUAUUCUAAAACAAACCACUGCAGGGGCGUGGCAAUUUUUUGGGGGGUCCACACACGCACGCACGCACGCACACACACACACACACACACACACACACACACACACACACACACACACACACACACACACACACACACACACACACACACAGACACACACACACACACACACACACUGUCCUGCUUGGAGCCCUCACCAGUGACUGCUUUACCUGCUAAUCAUGGACAUACACACACUCACCUCUCCACACUCCCACAGUCAGUGUAUGAACUCCGGUGGUGGUGGUCUGUUCCUAUUGCUCACCAAAUGGUCUGCUAUUCGUUUAGCCUCCACACUGCACAGAUGUUCUGGCACUGAGCCAUGGUCUGGGUAUGUUCUCACACUCUGUGCUUAUGGCAGUUCUACCUGAGCUGCUGUUUAGGUAAUAACAACUAAAUCAGCUCACAACUAAAGCAGCUCGCCAAUGUCCUGCAACUGAGUUUAGUGUGUGUGUGUGUUUGUGUGUGUGUGUGUGUUUGUGUGUGAGCGUGUGUGUGCAUGUGUGUUUGUGUGUGCGCGCGUACACAUAUGUGUGUGUGUCAGGUGGCUGAGAUCACUGAGGAGUUGGAUACCUUGCCUAAGAGAGCGAUGCUGGCAGCAGCCUUCAUCACAUACCUGUCUGCUGCUCCAGAGGACAGGAGACGAAACAGCCAGGAGACAUGGAUGAAGGCUUCUGGACUACAGAGUGAGACACACACACACACACACACACACACACACACACACACACACACACACACACACACACACACACACAACCUUUGUCUCUUUCUGUCCUCUCUCUCUGACAAUGUGUGUGUGUGACUGUGAUACAAUCUUUCUCUCUCUCUCAAUUAAAUUAAAUUAAAUUCAAUUCAAUUCAAUGGGGCUUUAUUGGCAUGGGAAACAUAUGUUUACAUUGCCAAAGCAAGUGAAAUGGAUAAACAAAAGUGAAAUAAAUAAUACAAAGUGAACAGUAAAUAUUACACUCAUACAAGUUCCAAAAGUCAUAUUAUGUCUAUAUACAGUGUUGUAACAAUGUGCAAAUAGUUAAAGUACAAAUGGGAAAAUAAAUAAAUAUGGGUUUAAUUUAUAAUGGUGUUUGUUCUUCACUGGUUGCCCUUUUCUUGUGGCAACAGGUCACAAAUCUUGCUGCCGUGAUUGCACACUGUGGUAUUUCACCGAAUAUAUAUGGGAGCUUAUCAAAAUUGGAUUUGUUUUCUAAUUCUUUGUGGGUUUAUGUAAUCUGAGGGAAAUAUGUGUCUCUAAUAUGGUCAUACAUUCACCCACAUCAUUUUGUGUGCAGUGUGCACAUAGCCUGUCUUCUCUUGAGAGUCAGGUCUGCCUACGGCGACCUUUCUCAAUAGCAAGGCUAUGCUCACUGAGUCUUUACAUAGUCAAAGUUUUCCUUAAUUUUGGGUCAGUCACAGUGGUCAGGUAUUCUGCCGCUGUGUACUCUCUGUUUAGGGCCAAAUAGCAUUCUAGUUUGCUCUGUUCUUUCGUUAAUUCUUUCCAAUGUGUCAAGUAAUUAUCUUUUGGUUUUCUCAUGAUUUGAUUGGGUCUAAUUGUGUUGCUGUCCUGGGGCUCUGUGGGGUCUGUUUGUGUUUGUGAACAGAGCCCCAGGACCAGCUUGCUUAGGGGACUCUUCUCCAGGUUCAUCUCUAUGUAGGUGAUGGAUUUGUUAUGGAAGGUUUGGGAAUCGCUUCCUUUUAGGUGGUUAUAGAAUUUAAUGUCUCUUUUCUGGAUUUUGACUAUUAGCGUGUAUCGGCCUAAUUCUGCUCUGGAAGCAUUAUUUGGUGUUUUACGUUGUACACAGAGGAUAUUUUUGCAGAAUUCUGCAUGUAGAACCUCAAUUUGGUGUUUUCGCUUUUUGUGAAUUCUUGGUUUGUGAGUGGACCCCAGACCUCACAACCAGAAAGGGCAAUGGGUUCUAUAACAGAUUCAAGUAUUUUUAGCCAGAUCCUAAUUGGUAUGUAAAUUUUAUGUUCCUUUUGAUGGCAUAGAAGGCCCCUGCUUUGUGGAAGUUACUUGUGGCGCUGAUGUCUCUCUCUCUCUCUCUCUCUCUCUCUCUCUCUCUCUCUCUCGCCUCGCUCUCUCUCUCUCUCUCUCUCUCCCUCUCUCUCGUCUCGCCUCUCUCUCUCACUCUCUCUCUCUCUCUCUCUCUCUCUCUCUAGCUCUCUCUCUCUCUCACUCUCUCUCACUCUUCGCUCUCUCUUCUCCACUCUCUUGUCGCUCUCUCUCUCUUUCACUAUCUCUCUCUUUCUCUCUGAUUCAUCAUCUCUUUUCUGUCUUAUUUGGGAAGCGGUGCAGAUUAGAAAGCACUGGGUAGGUUUGGUAUGGUGUGUGAGUCCUCUGUGUUCCUCUCUAUGUUCCAGAUGUUUCUGUCGCUUUGCUCUUAGUGUAAGUGUUUGUGUUUGUGUUGUGUAGGUUGUGUAUGUUGUGUUGUGUUGUGUUGAUGUUGUUGUUGUGUAGUGUAGUGUUGUGUUGUUGUUGUUUUAGUGUUGUGUUUGUUGUGUAGUGUAGAUGUUUGUGUUGUGUUGUGUUGUGUUGUGUUGUGUUGUGUAGUGUUGUGUUGUGUAGUGUAGUGUUGUGUUGUGUUGUGGUAGUGUUGUGUUGUGUUGUGUUGUGUAGUGUUGUGUUGUGUUGUGUAGGGUUGUGUAGUGUUGUGUUGUAUAUUGUUAUGUAGUGUUGUAUAGUGUUGUGUAGUGUUGUGUUGAAGCUGAAUUCCCUCCCUGACUUGGAGAGUCAUGUGUUUUACAUACGGGGUCACAUCCAUUGUGACCCGUAUGUUAUUGUCGUUCAUCCCUCUCUCCUGUUUGUCUUUCAUCUGGCAUUGCUACAUUAAGAUCAAUGUGAUCAAGUCCCGGGUAAGAACUCACCCCAUCCAUCCAUCUAUACCCCCACCCUACUGCAGGCUGCCUGCAGAACACACACACAUGCACAAGCGCCCUCCCACAUAGCAACUACAUAAACCCUUUACUUGUGUUAGUCCUCUAUUCUAAAACAAACCACUGCAGGGGCAUGGCAACAGAAACAUUUACAGUUUGUUUAUAGAGGUUUCUCAUUUUGUUUGUCCAUAUUUUUCUUCUUUAAAUAAUUGAUUUGUUGUCCCAGACUUUGUAAUGGUUUUCUCACUAAUCAUCUUAACCAGUUUGUUGUUGCAUGAUGCCUCUAGAGGCACUAAAUAGCUAGACACAAAUAAGAGUUUCCAUGAAAAGUAGCUUUUCCUUCUGAUUUGGCUAUUUUGUUGAUAAUCCUAUUUUUGUCCCAUAGGACUUUGGUUGCUUAGUGUGUGUGUGUGCGUGUGCAUGUAUGUGUGCACGGCUUCACCAGGCUUAGUCAGUCUUCUGAAUGAGUGGCCUUUGCUUUGUAGAUAUAAUUACACUCUGAAAUUAAAGUGUAAUCAGGGAUUUUUCACCACACACAGCCUCUGCAGCAAUCUGUGGCUGUGGUGUGUAAGAGCUCAGCCUCUUAACUUCUGUCUUUCCCAAAAACACAGCCUACAGAAGAACACAUAAUAACUGUUUCUGAAUGGGUCACCAUUUCUACAUUGUACUCUCAGUAAGAGACCCACUGUGCCGUUGUUUACCCUCUCCCUUCUACACCCCCUCUACCGUCACUCCCCUCCUGCACCCUCUCAACCGUCACUCUCCCUCCCUUCUGAACCCUCUCAACCGCACUCUCCCUCCUGCACCCUCUCAACUGUCACUCUUCCUCCCUUCUGAACCCUCUCAAACGUCACUCUCCCUCCUGCACCCUCUCAACUGUCACUCUCCCUCCCUUCUGAACCCUCUCAAACGUCACUCUCCCUCCUGAACCCUCUCAACUGUCACUCUCCCUCCCUUCUGAACCCUCUCAACGUCACUCUCCCUCCUGAACCCUCUCAACUGUCACUCGCCCUCCUACACCCUCUCAACCGUCACUCCCCCUCCUGCACCCUCUCAAAUGUAAAAAUCCCUCCUGCACCCUCUCAACCAUCCCUCUCCCCCCUCCCUCCACUGUCUCCCUCCCCUCUCCCUCCCCUCCCUCAUGUUCCUCUCCCCUGUCUCUCCCCUCCCCUCUCUCCCCUGUCUCCCCCCUCCCCACUCCCUCCACUCUCUCCAAUCUCCCCUGUCUCCCCCAUCCCUCCAGCCCUACUGAGUAAAGAGGGGAGUCUGUCAGUCUAUGGUAGCAGAGUGAGUGAAGUAGGCGGUUUGAGUGAAGUGGUCUCUGUAGAUGACUCUGUCAAAACUAGGGUUGCAAAGCUACUGGUAAUUUGCCAAAAUUACCAGAAUCGUCAGCAAUAUUGGUAAUUAACAGAAAAUCUAUGGCAAUCUAUCGUAACUUUGGUAAUUUAUAAUUGAAUAACUUAAAAAAUGUAUUCGACAUAGUAUUCAUUUAUUAUAUCUGUGUCCAUAUUGUCCAUGAGUUUCUAGUAGAUAGAUGGUUCAAGAGAAAAUAGCCUGAUUAAUGAAAAAAGCAUCUAAUCAACAAUGGCAUUAUUAUCAAUUAGCUCUCCAACUUUUUUCACAACUGCCACCAGUUUGAUGCCAAAACAUUGACAACAAAUCAAUACAUUGCCUAGUGAAAGUCGACACACCUCUUGCAUGGUCUUCACAUUUUGUUGCCUUAAAAUUAAAUAAGAAAAUGUAUUAAAUUGACAUAUUCAAAGUGAAUGAAAUAUAACAGAGAAAUGUCCAAACAAAUUACAAAUAAUGAAAUGUUUUAAUUAAUUUGGAAAACGUUCUAUAAUAUUUGAAUUAGGUUAUGUGGAUAAGUAAGAGAAAAUCCUAAUUUAUUCCCUUUUGAGAUUUAAUUUUAAGGCAACAAAAUGUGAAUACUGUGCAAGGGGUGUGUAGACUUACUAGUGACUAUUGACAGUAAAACAUAAGUUUGUAAAAAAGUAAACAAAGGAUAUUUCAUGCUGAAACCCUCACAUUAAACAGCAAUGGUAUUCACUAAGUUGAUGGUUUAUUUUUAAAGUAGGUUCAUGUUUUACAGCUUUGUCAUUCUAUUUCUUUUUAAAUAAUCUUAUUUAAUUAUUUCAUACAUUUUACAUGUGAUAAAGCCACACUAAGAUGAUUACAGACACCAGUGAUAAUCUGAAGUACCCAAAAGGGCCACUAGAUGUCUUGUGAUAGAUUACAUAAAAACAUUGAAAGAUACCAAAAUUCUGAUAGUUUACUGGUAAACUUAGAAAGUUUCCAGUAAUAUACCCUCCCUUUGCAACACUAGUCAAAACUGUGAUUCUUAGACCCUUUAUAAAGGAUGUCUGGUGUGCUCCCACAUUAAUUUACUGCAAACAUGCAAUAAAAGGGUGUUCCACUGGUGUUUGGGGCUGUGUGACAUGUCUGUUCAGUGUGUCUGUCAUAAAUUGCCCUCCAAACUGUGGUUCUGUUCUCUAUGCUAGGUCUGGUAGAGAGUGUAAAGGUUGGACCAUCACAGCAGAUGUGUCAGAUGUGUGAUUGUCAGCCCUGGGAGACUGUAGAUAAAGGCAUUGCAGUUUACACAGACAGGGCCAUAAACAUCAACCACACCACUUCUAAAGCAUAUAUGAAUCUACAGAGAGAAAGAGGGAGAGAGAGAAAGGAUGAAUAAAAUAAUACUUGGGAUCAUAAUGAAGGAGGGAUGGGGAAAGAUAAACAGAAAGGACAUGGUUUAGAGAGAUGGAAAGAGAGAAAAGGCAAGAUGGCAUUAAAUAGAGGGAGCCAAAGCAUUAAAGAGAGAUUUCAUCCCUUGUGCUUGGUGGUUAAAGCCAUCCAAUGGCUGGCUGCUCUGAAUCCAGACAGUCGCUGGCCAAUCACUGUGACAGGUGUGAGAGAGUAUUGGACUGGGCAUCAAAGAUUCUCCUCACAGAGAAGAAACUUCUGCAUCUGUCUUAAUACAUCUCUCCUUUCCUGCUCUCUCUCACUCUCUUCUCUUCCUCUCUCAGCUCUCUCUCUCUCUUGGCUCUCACUCUCAGCUUUCUCUCGCUCCUUGCCAAUCUCUCUCCAAUCCUCUCUCUCUCCUCUUCCUCUUCUUCUCUCCUUCUCUCGUCUUCUCUCUCCUUCUCUCUUCUCCUCGCUCUCUCUCUCCUCCUUCCUCUCUCUCUCUCUCUCUCUCUCUCUCUCUCUCUCUCUCUCUCUGUCUGUUGCGUGUCCAUUCCUCAUCAAACCCUCCUCUCGGGCUACAGAGUGGCUCCAUACUCACCAGAAUGAGCAUUGCCUUGAGGUCUUCAACCAGCAUGUACACCUGUCAGUCACACCUGUCAGUCAAAAGCUGUCUUAGUCAUAAUGUAACCAGUUAGAUACCAGUUGUGACAUCAGACCAGGCAUUAGUCCUGUUAUCAGAAAUACUCCUCUCUGUGUGUUUUCCUACAGGACCCUAACGUCAUCACGUCUCUGGAACUGGCUGUCCGUUUUGGGAAAACUCUGAUCAUCCAGGAGAUGGAUGGAGUGGAGACGGUACUCUACCCACUACUGAGGAGAGACCUGAUAGCACAGGGUGAGUCGACACACACGAUGAUGACAGGGUGAGUCUACACACACGAUGAUGACAGGGUGAGUCUACACACACUAUGAUGACAGGGUGAGUCUACACACACGAUGAUGACAGGGUGAGUCUACACACACGAUGAUGACAGGGUGAGUCUACACACAAUAUGAUGAUAGGGAGAGUCUACAUACAUUAUGAUGACAGGGUAGGUCUACAAACAAUAUGAUGAAAGGGUGAGUCUACACACACGAUGAUGACAGGGUGAGUCUAAACACGCUAUGAUGACAGGGUGAGUCUACACACACGAUGAUGACAUGGUUGAAUCUACACACACGAUGAUGACAGGGUGAAUCUACACACUCGAUGAUGACAUGGUUGAAUCUACACACACGAUGAUGACAGGGUGAGUCGACACAUACAAUGAUAACAGGGUGAGUCGACACACACAAUGAUGACAGGGUGAAUCUACACACACUAUGAUGACAGGGUGAGUCUACACACACAUGAUGAUGACAGGGUGAGUCUACACACACUAUGAUGACAGGGUGAGUCUACACACACGAUGAUGACAGGGUGAAUCUACACACACUAUGAUGACAGGGUGAGUCUAAACACACGAUGAUGACAGGGUGAGUCGACACAUACAAUGAUGACAGGGUGAGUCGACACACACAAUGAUGAUAGGGUGAGUCUACACACACUAUGAUGACAGGGUGAGUCUACACACACGAUGAUGACAGGGUGAGUCUACACACACGAUGAUGACAAGGUGAGUCUACACACAUGAUGAUGACAGGGUUGGUCUACACACAAUAUGAUGACAGGGUGAGUCUACACACAUGAUGAUGAGAGGGUUGGUCUACACACAAUAUGAUGACAGGGUGAGUCUACACACAAUACGAUGACAGGGUGAGUCUAAACACACGAUGAUGACAGGGUGAGUCGACACAUACAAUGAUGACAGGGUGAGUCAACACACACUAUGAUGACAGGGUGAGUCUACACACACGAUGAUGACAGGGUGAGUCUACACACAAUAUGAUGAUAGGGAGAGUCUACAUACAUUAUGAUGACAGGGUAGGUCUACAAACAAUAUGAUGAAAGGGUGAGUCUACACACACGAUGAUGACAGGGUGAGUCUAAACACGCUAUGAUGACAGGGUGAGUCUACACACACGAUGAUGACAUGGUUGAAUCUACACACACGAUGAUGACAGGGUGAAUCUACACACUCGAUGAUGACAUGGUUGAAUCUACACACACGAUGAUGACAGGGUGAGUCGACACAUACAAUGAUAACAGGGUGAGUCGACACACACAAUGAUGACAGGGUGAGUCGACACACACGAUGAUGACAGGGUGAGUCUACACACACGAUGAUGACAGGGUGAGUCUACACACACUAUGAUGACAGGGUGAGUCUACACACACGAUGAUGACAGGGUGAGUCUACACACACGAUGAUGACAGGGUGAGUCUACACACAAUAUGAUGAUAGGGAGAGUCUACAUACAUUAUGAUGACAGGGUAGGUCUACAAACAAUAUGAUGAAAGGGUGAGUCUACACACACGAUGAUGACAGGGUGAGUCUAAACACGCUAUGAUGACAGGGUGAGUCUACACACACGAUGAUGACAGGGUGAAUCUACACACUCGAUGAUGACAUGGUUGAAUCUACACACACGAUGAUGACAGGGUGAGUCGACACAUACAAUGAUAACAGGGUGAGUCGACACACACAAUGAUGACAGGGUGAGUCUACACACACAAUGAUGACAGGGUGAAUCUACACACACUAUGAUGACAGGGUGAGUCUACACACACUAUGAUGACAGGGUGAGUCUACACACACUAUGAUGACAGGGUGAGUCUACACACACUAUGAUGACAGGGUGAAUCUACACACACUAUGAUGACAGGGUGAGUCUAAACACACGAUGAUGACAGGGUGAGUCGACACAUACAAUGAUGACAGGGUGAGUCGACACACACAAUGAUGACAGGGUGAGUCUACACACACUAUGAUGACAGGGUGAGUCUACACACACGAUGAUGACAGGGUGAGUCUACACACAUGAUGAUGACAGGGUUGGUCUACACACAAUAUGAUGACAGGGUGAGUCUACACACAUGAUGAUGAGAGGGUUGGUCUACACACAAUAUGAUGACAGGGUGAGUCUACACACAAUACGAUGACAGGGUGAGUCUAAACACACGAUGAUGACAGGGUGAGUCGACACAUACAAUGAUGACAGGGUGAGUCGACACACACUAUGAUGACAGGGUGAGUCUACACACACGAUGAUGACAGGGUGAGUCUACACACACGAUGAUGACAGGGUGAGUCUACACACAUGAUGAUGACAGGGUUGGUCUACACACAAUAUGAUGACAGGGUGAGUCUACACACACGAUGAUGACAGGGUUGGUCUACACACACUAUGAUGACAGGGUGAGUCUACACUCACUAUGAUGACAGGGUGAGGAGGAGGAGAUAGAGAUAGUGCUCUGGGUUCUACAGUCGUGGUCAAAAGUUUUGAGGAUGACACAAGUAUUGAUCUUCACAAAGUUUGCUGCUUCAGUAUUUUUAGAUAUUUUUGUCAGAUGUUACUAUGGUAUACUGAAGUAUAAUUACAAGCAUUCCAUAAGUGUCAAAGGCUUUUAUUGACAAUUACAUUACGUUUAUGCAAAGAGUCAAUAUUUGCAGUGUUGACCCUUCUUUUUCAAGACCUCUGCAAUCCGCCCUGGCAUGCUGUCAAUUAACUUCUGGGCCACAUCGUGACUGAUGGCAGCCCAUUCUUGCAUAAUCAAUGCUUGGAGUUUGUCAGAAUUUGUGGGUUUUUGUUUGUCCACCCACCUCUUGAGGAUUGACUACAAGUUCUCAAUGGGAUUAAGGUCUGGGGAGUUUCCUGGCCAUGGACCCAAAAUGUCGAUGUUUUGUACCCCGAGCCACUUCGUUAUCACUUUUGCCUUAAGGUAGAGUGCUCCAUCAUGCUGGAAAAGGCAACUGUUCUUGGAUGGUUGGGAGAAGUUGCUCUCGGAGGAUGUGUUGGUACCAUUCUUUAUUCAUGGCUGUGUUCUUAGGCAAAAUUGUGAGUGAGCCCACUCCCUUGGCUGAGAAGCAACCCCACACAUGAAUGGUCUCAGGAUGCUUUACUGUUGGCAUGACACAGGACUGAUGGUAGCGCUCACCUUGUCUUCUCCGGACAAGUUUUUUUCCGGAUGCCCCAAACAAUCGGAAAGGGGAUUCAUCAGAGAAAAUUACUUUACCCCAGUCAUCAGCAGUCCAAUCCCUGUACCUUUUGCAGAAUAUCAGUCUGUCCCUGAUGUUUUUCCUGGAGAGAAGUGGCUUCCUCGCUGCCCUUCUUGACACCAGGCCAUCCUCCAAAAGUAUUUGCCUCACUGUGCGUGCAGAUGCACUCACACCUGCCUGCUGCCAUUCCUGAGCAAGCUCUGCACUGGUGGUGCCCCGAUCCCGCAGCUGAAUCAACUUUAGGAGACGGUCCUGGCGCUUGCUGGACUUUCUUGGGCGCCCUGAUGCCUUCUUCACAACAAUUGAACCUCUCUCCUUGAAGUUCUUGAUGAUCCGAUAAAUGGUUGAUUUAGGUGCAACCUUACUAGCAGCAAUAUCCUUGCCUGUGAAGUCCUUUUUGUGCAAAGCAAUGAUAACGGCACGUGCUUCCUUGCAUGUAACCAUGGUUAACAGAGGAAGAACAAUGAUUUCAAGCACCACCCUCCUUUUAAAGCUUCCAGUCUGUUAUUCUAACUCAAUCAGCAUGACAGAGUGAUCUCCAGCCUUGUCCUUGUCAACACUCUCACCUGUGUUAACGAGAGAAUCACUGACAUGAUGUCAGCUGGUCCUUUUGUGGCAGGGCUGAAAUGCAGUGGAAAUGUUUUUUGGGGAUUAAGUUCAUUUUCAUGGCAAAGAGGGACUUUGCAAUUCAUUGCAAUUCAUCUGAUCACUCUUCAUAACAUUCUGGAGUAUAUGCAAAUUUCCAUCAUAAAAAUUGAGGCAGCAGACUUUGUGAAAAGUAAUAUUUGUGUCAUCUCAAAACUUUUGACCACGACGGUACUGUUCCUCUCCUCUAUGACAUCUCCUCAGGUACAGGAAGUGCUCAUGUUCCCAGCAUUCAGCCAUUGCCAUGGUGCCCAAAGACAGCAGACAUCCAUGAGUCAUCUAAGUCUUCAAGGCCCAUUAAAGCCAGACUCCCCAUCAAACUACAUACUCAUCACUAAUACAACCAUUAGUCAUGACAUUGGUACAUUUCACACUGGUUAUUCUUCCUCACUCACAUGAACAAUUUAUGUGUGUUUUCAUGUUUCAGCUUAAAGAUGAACAUGUCUUGGCCAUGUUGAACAUGAACAUGCCAUGGUCACAUGAACAUGCUAUUACCAUAAUACACGCUACAUGUGUUUUAACACACAUUCAUUUAUUCAAAAGGCAAGAAGGAGAGAUGACGAGAGUGUGAAGAAGGAGAGGAAGAGAGAAAGAGUGGUGUUGGUUAAAGGGUAGUGAAUCCACUGGAAGGAAAAGAGGGGGAUCAGCCAUCCACUGGAGGAUGGACAGGAGAAACGAAAAGAGGGAGGGAGGGAGGGAGGGAGGGAGGGAGGGAGGGAGGGAGGGAGGGAGGGAGGGAGGGAGGGAGGGAGGGAGGGAGGGAGGGAGGGAGCAGGGUGUGCUGCAAUGCAGAGAAGAGGCAGAGUUUAUAUCCAUAAAAUGUAAGUGCUGGAUUAACCCUUAUUUUUCUCUCUCUCUCUCUCUCUCUUUCUCUCUCCCCCUCCCUCCCUCAAUCUCUCCAGGUCUGCGGUACGUAGUUCAGAUAGGUGACAAGGUGAUAGAUUAUAACGAGUUCCGUCUGUUCCUGGCCACACGUAACCCCUCCCCCUUCAUCCCCCCUGAUGCUGCCUCUGUCGUCACUGAGGUCAACUUCAACACCACCAGAGCCGGCCUAUGGGGA